AGACGGAUAUUCAGGCAAAGUUUAGACGAUUGUUUGGCGAAAUACUGCGAUAAAUCUCCAAUUAUCUGUUGAUUUUUUUUUUAAACGACAACAAUCAAUUUCAUAUACGUCUACUGGUAUAUUUAUGUAGACUUGAUUUAAUCAAUGUUACACUCUUCCCGAAGAGAAAAAACGCAUUCUGCUAACUUUCCGACGCCGGUAAACGCACUGGAAUCUGUCCCGGUAAAUCAGACUGACAGCACAUUAAAACUCCUUUAUCUGUUAUAUUUACUCCUCUUUAAGUUUUGAAGAGUUAACGAUUCCGUAGCUAGUUUAUUUAUUAGUUUCAGUCAUCAGAAAAUAACCUUAAAUUCGCCUGUGCUGAAUAUCUCGGUUCAUUCAGUAGUAACAGGUAGAAAGUGACAGCCUACUGAUAUAUUUUAGGUGUUACUCUGAUUUUUUUCUCUCUCUCCAAAAUGUCAUACACGUCUUGAGAAACUUUUGUAGAGUUAUUAACCUAUGUCUUAACUACACGACACAACUGUGUGGUUAUGAUUCGAUUGUGAAUUCGUAUUGUGACGCAUGACUUCACCUAUGUCACUCGCCACAUUGAGUCCUCUGGUUUCAGUGCUGUGGGAGUUCUGACUUGAAACAAUGUGCAGGCUCAUCAAGUAUUGCUUGGGCCACAUGCUUUAUGCUGCAAUGACCCGGCUAGAUGAAGCCAACAAAGGGGUCAACAUGUGGUCCAUUCGUUACCUUGGAUACCUGUCCAGCCUGAGUUCAUUGGUUGCCAUUUGCUUGGGAUAUUAUGUACAAUGGGAGAAGACUGACAACAUUAUUAUCUUGGUCAUUUUUAUAUUGGGCCUAUUUGUACUUGGGAUUACCAGUAUUCUCCACUACUAUUUUGGCAUGGAGAGGGUCAGCCUCUUUCUGUUGCAUGUAUGGUUUGGUUUCCUUCUUGGUUUGCUGUGCUUCCUCAAUAUCCCAUCCAAAGUGGAAGAUGUUAAGGAGCAGGUGGCCAACUAUAUGUUAGUUGCCAGCUUGGUGAUAAGAAUCCUAUGGGCUUUAGUUGAAAGAAUGUGCGGUUGCACUCAGCAUCAACCUGCCUUCCUCAAAUCAAGGGAAGCCCUGGAGCUCACAGGCUUUGCCAUGGCCAGCACAACUUUGGUUGGCCAUAAAUCCAUAAGCCUUAUUGCUCUGACACUCUCCUUGGCUGCUCUAAUUGUGGACUUGCGCAUGAAGUCUUACCUGGCCCUUCCAAAUCUGACAUGCUUCACUGUGGUUGCAGCAUUUUUCUUCCAGGAGUCUUUAGGAGUUUCCACCAACCCCUUCGCCUUGUCGUGCUUCUUCAGCCACCUCAUCUGUGACCCUUUCCUGGAUGUCUACUUCAGCGGCCUUUCGGUCACUGAACGCUGGUCUCCACUCUUAGUGAGAGGAGGCUUCUGGAGGCACCUAUCCCUCCUUCCUCUAGUUGUGGUGGAGGUAGCCUUCCUCAUCAUGGCUGUUCUAAAGAUGAGCGAUCUGGAUCGCUGGCACCUGUUGAUCCCAGUUCUUUCAGUCUUCACAAUUAUCUGGAUCAUCUGUCACCUGGUUUUUUUGGUCACAUUGUGGGGUUUCCACAGUAAGCUGAGUGAUUGUCAGAGAUUGUGCAUGGCACACAUAUCAGAGGUUGGAGAACUGGACAGGGUCAUGGCAUCUAAGGGCAUGCGCCACUUCUGCCUCAUAUCAAAACACCUGGUGCUGUUCAGCCUCGUGUCCACCAUCAUACUAGGAGCUCUGGCAUGGCAGCCGUUCAACGGUCUAUUUAUUGCCUUGAUUUUGCUGGUACUUCCACUGGAGUCACUAGCCCACGGCCUAUUCCAUGAGCUGGGAAACAGCCUUGGAGGAACAUGUGUGGGCUAUGCUGUGGUCAUUCCUACCAACUAUUGCAGCCCAGAUGGCCAGCCCACCCUACUGCCCCAGGCUCAUGUGCAGGAACUCAACUUGCGCUCAACAGGGAUGCUGAACAAGGUGCAACACUUUUUCUCCCAUCACAUGAUCGAGACCUACGGUUGUGACUACUCCACCAGCGGCUUGAGUCUGGAAGCCCUGCAAGCUAAACUCCGCAUAUUCAUGGAGGUCCACACGACUGACGGCCCACGCUACGACACCUACGUGCUCUUUUAUAGUGGCCACACACACCGCAGCGGAGAGUGGGCCCUAUCAGGUGGAGACAUUUUGCAUCUAGACGAGAUUGUGCAGCUCUGGAGGGAGAAGAACGCUGGUUUCUGCUCCCGCCUCAUCAUUAUUCUCGACACCGAGAACUCCCUCCCUUGGGUGAAAGAGGUACAGAACAUCAAGGGACUUUAUGUAGCAGUUCAAGGGGCUUUGCUCUGUUGUUCAACAGACUUGGAGCUCCAGGAUGCACCUCAGCUUGGGGACUUCACCUCUCAAUGGGUCGAUUUUAACUGCAACCCUGAGAGCGUUGUCCGCUGGUCUGAGCAUGGACGGACCAUCCGAGCUUUCUAUGGCAUUUCCAGACACUGGAGUGACUACAAGCUCCACCUCCCCACUGAAAGAGAUGUGACCAGGCACUGGAGCUUGUACUUCCCACGCUUAACUUACCCUGUGGUUCAUCUUGCCCACUGGUGUGGUGGACUGAACCUCUUCUGGGUUUGCGGUUACUGCGUUCGGCUACUCCGAAGGGUCAAACUCACAUGGUUCCCUCCUGCUGUUCUAGAUACAGGCAAAGGUUUCAAGCUGGUUAAAUCGUAGAUUUAAUCCUAGUGUGUGAUGAAACUUUCUCUGUAUCAGGACUCAGAUAAGUGAAUCUCACCUAUGGCAGCUUUAAGUUGUAUGGACCAGCAAAGUAAUUUAUAAAUGUGUGUAUAUGUGUGUGUGUAUGUAUGUAUGUGUAUAUAUAUAUAUAAAAAAACUUUUUUAAUUAGAUUUUGCUCAAAGAAUAUCAAACUUAUUUUUAUGACCACUAAGAUUGUUUGUAACAUUUUCCUGAAAAUAAGUAAUAUAUUAUGUAUAAUUAUGUAUUAUUCAUUAAAUAUUAUUGAAUAUUUAAAUUGUGAAGAAUUUAUACAUCACGCUAGUGUUUGUUACACCAUCUUAAUUUUUUUCUGAUUUAAAUAAAAACAAUUGUAUUAUUGUAGUAAAAAAAAAAUACUGUACUGCAGUAAUGACAAUUUAAUGGGAAGCACUAUAAAAAUAAUUAACAUUACAAGAAAAAUAAAACUUGAAAUUAAAACGUCCAGAUGCAUUAUGGUAAUUAGAAUGAAAAUAAUAUGUAAUGUACAAAAUCAUAAUGGUCUUAAAAAUAAGCUCUUUCCUUUAUGCAAAAUACGAUUUUUAUUUCUUCUGAUUUUUGGGUGAAAUCAUAGAAUAAUUUCAUGAGAUUCACUUGCAACACGAAUAAGUCACUGAAAGGCCAUGCUAAUAGCAUUGCAUCUACUAACAAGCAACUGUUACAGCUUAAACUGAUAUUUUUUAGCCCUUACUGCCAUUUUAAAGCUUACUACAAUUAUUUGUUCAUGAUGUUCAUACCAGCACUGAGCCUUUGAAUGCCACAUUUUAAAGUGACAAUACACAUUCCCAGCACCAUAUACAGUAGCACAGCAUGAAACCCAUAGCAGUCUGCAGCUAUUUGUAGAGCGCCUCUUUUCAGUUAACUGCACUAGACAAAGCAUGGCCUUAUAUUUGGCAUCUACAGUAUAUAAGGGAAAUCAUCUCCACAAGCAUUCAGAUCAGUACAUGAGAUUUAUAUUUGUAUUGGUGUGUUUUAUUUGUUUAUACUGAACAAUAUUUUCUACUGCUUUUUAUAAAUUGUGCUAAAUUUAUACUAUUUUGUGUACCUUGGUUGCUAAAUUGAAGUCUCAUUUAGCAUAACACUGUUAUAUAUGACCUUACCUGUGUUAUGACAAGGCAAGGAUGAUAUCUUUAGUCAUUAGACUUAAGUUGUGCACUUUUAUCAAUUGUAAUGAAGGGAUUUGUUGUAGAAAACCAGCAUAACUCUGUAACAUAAUUGUGUGUUUUAAUGGUUACGUGUGUUCUGAAGUGCCUUGUGCAAGAUUAGUCUUCACCAAAGGAUGCAAGUAUUUAAUCCUAAUGAAAUAUGCUAUAUAUAUUAAUUGGUCUUAGAUUGUAUGAAGAAGUCUGAAGGUUUUUAUUUUUUAGAGAACUUUUGAAAAAAUGAGCAAGUUACCGGGGAUUGAUUUCUAUUGUUUUUUGAUUGUUUAUGUGAAUGAAAUCAACCCAUAAUCAGAAUGAGUGUGAUAUGAAUAAAAUAGUUGCUCUUUCAAUGCAAAGCUUGGAGAGCUUUGGAGUUCCAAAGAAUGGAGUUAUGCUUCUAUCC
Xyrauchen texanus (razorback sucker) is the source of this 4318-nucleotide messenger RNA. Its product is annotated as transmembrane protein 168-like. The transcript is spliced from 4 exons. The record is from RefSeq and is a predicted model, not a curated record. Bases 634 to 2733 code for a protein of 699 amino acids. NCBI's taxonomy places the organism in Eukaryota, Metazoa, Chordata, Actinopteri, Cypriniformes, Catostomidae.